UCCUUCAAAUUGGGAUUGGCACACCCCUCCCUGUGCUCGUGCCCGUCCCCGCGUAACCCUUCUCGUCUACCGAGAACCAAUAGACCCAUCCUUAGAGACGAUUUUAUUAUCACAGUUCCUUCGACGCGAAAAUGUUCAGGGCCCGGUCCCUUCUUUCUCUUCUAUGGUCCUUGCAACUUUCAUCUUGAUUUUCUUUUGUGGGUUUUCGAUUUUGGGCAUCUAUGGGGAUUAGGGUCUGGGAAGCUGGUAUCUUGAUGUUGGUGGUCUUGGGGAGGUUAACACGCGGUGUCUCCGGGUCGGAACCGGUUAGGGCUUCGGUUUGCCUAGUGGAGUCGCUCACGGAUUCAAUUUUGGGCCAUCGAGAGGGAUACUGCUACCUAAACGGUGGUGUUGAUUUCGCCCAUUUCAUUGGUGUUACUGAGGGGGAUGAAGUUUCACUGCAAAAGGCACUAAAUAUGGUCCACAAGCACAGACAUGAAUACAUAGCUCUGCUGUUCUAUGCUUCUUGGUGUCCUUUUUCUAGGACUUUUAGGCCAAGCUUGUCUAUCCUUUCAUCUUUGUACCCAUCAAUUCCCCAUUUUGCAAUUGAAGAAUCAGCUGUCCGGCCAAGCAUACUGUCAAAGUAUGGAGUUCAUGGGUUUCCUACUCUUUUUCUUUUGAACUCCACAAUGCGUGUGAGCUAUCAUGGUUCCCGAACUCUUGGUUCUUUUAUUGCUUUCUACAGUGAUGUUACUGGUCUGGAGCCCAUAUCCCUCGAUAAAAUUGGACAAGCUUCAAAUCAGGAGAAGCAUGAUAAUGUUGAGCCCGAAAGCUGCCCAUUCUUUUGGGCAAGAUUUCCGGGGAAUUUGCUUAGGCAGGAGACCUAUUUGGCGUUGGCUACCGCUUUUGUGCUUCUUAGAUUGCUUUACCUAGUCUCUCCUAGGUUCCUGUUAUUUGCCCAAUUUGUUUGGAGGCGAUGCAUUCAAUUUCAGAGAUUGGGGAGCUUGUUGGAGCAUUCACUGGCUUAUCUGAAUCGAGCAAAACAAUUGUCGAAUUACGCACAUGAAUGCAAGCGAAGGAAUUUUCAGGACAGAGCAAUGAAUGCUAGGGUGUGGGCGUCAAAGUCACUUGCGACAGUCUCCAUUGGGGAUGCAAGCGCCGGUAGGUCUGGUCCAGCAGGUGAAUGUUCUUGACCACCUUUCUGGAAUUGGGAAGCAAAUUAUUUAGCUGUUAUGCUGAAUGGGUUUGAUGCAUAUUUUAUUUUGCGAGGUAGUUUUUACUUUCAGAAUCAUCGGAGGUAUAACACAAAAUUCCAUUCUACGUAGCAAAGUGAAAUGUUUACUUUGUUCUGAACUGUAGUGAUUCAUUUCCUUUUUGUUCAUAUGUUGGAGAAUACAAAAGAUUUAUUCGCCCCGGAUA
Tripterygium wilfordii is the source of this 1398-nucleotide messenger RNA. Its product is annotated as 5'-adenylylsulfate reductase-like 4. The record is from RefSeq and is a predicted model, not a curated record. Lineage: Eukaryota; Viridiplantae; Streptophyta; Magnoliopsida; Celastrales; Celastraceae. The coding region runs from base 222 to 1172 and encodes 316 amino acids. The transcript is spliced from 4 exons.